ACACUGUGUUAAACCAUUCAAUUUUACAGUGUUAUUUAAGUUUAAUCUUGAAUUAAUUAUGAUCUGAUUAGUGUUGAAUGUAUUUUUUCGUUUUUUUUUUCAAAUGAUAUUAAAAACCAAUUGAUUAAUUUUAUAAAUAUAUUGUUUUAUUGUUCUAAAAUGUCUGAAGGCAACGAGUUUUCUAUUUUUAAAAAAAAGAUUAAUGAUCAAACUCAAUUAUGUCCUGAUGAUAGUACGUCUAAUCCCGAAAUAAAAUACGCGGAUAACUGCAUUGAUGAAACAUUCAAUAAAUUCGUAGAGAAAAUUUUUCAUUUCACAUUAAAACCAAAUUUUGACAAAGAGUAUAACGCAUCUAUUGUUUAUUUACCUGAUAUAACUGAAAUAUUGAAAUAUUAUGAUGGAAACCAGACUGAUAUUGAAAUGUUAGAACAAGCUAUUUUUGAAAGAAUACUUUUACCUAAACCAGAUUCAUAUUUAAUGAAAUAUAAACAGAGUGUAUCAAUUAAUGAACAUACUAUUCAGAAAAAAUGCAUUAUUUAUUUAUUUGAAUGUUUUUUGGAAUUAAAUUUAAUGCAACAACAAAAUUGUUAUCCAUCAAUUAAUGAUAAUGUAUAUGAAAUCAUAAGAGGAUUUUUGUAUACAAAUGUAUCCACGGCUCUAAAACAACCAGAUCUAUACGACUCUCAAAAUAUUAGUUUACAGAUUUUGGAUAUUUUUAAAAAUAAUAAAGCUACUAUGGAAGAUUUUAUGAAGUUUUUGACUUCUAUAAAUAAACUAAUUAUAAUGGAUGAAGAUGAUCAAGAAACUCAGUUAAAAAUUAUUUAUCAACCAGUUUUAGAUAUAAUAAAAGAAAAAAUUAAAGAAGCUACAAUUAUAUUUUUACCAAAUUGUGAAUUAGCUUUUAUACAAGUUAUUUCGUCAGAUGUCCUACUAGCUAAAGUGUUGAUUGAUUAUUGUCAUGUGCCUAUUGAAGCUACUGGUUAUUAUUAUACAGAUACUCUCCUAGGAGCUCUUUUUGCUAUAUCUGGGUUACCAAGAUCACCAGGAGGCCAAUUUGAAUUUUUUCUGAAGCCAAUGGAAGAAUUGUCUGGACCACUAGAAAACAAUAUUUGGAAUGGUAUGGAUACAUUGCAUCAACAAUUACAUCUUAUUUUUUUACAUCUUUUGAAAUCUGGACCUGAAGUUAAACAUAAAACACUACUGUGGUUGGGGAGUUGCUUGGAAAAAAAUUCUGGGCGUUGCAAAUUGUGGAAUAUUGAAACAUCAAUGCUAGAAUUUAUUUCUGAUGGUUUUGCUAUAAAUUUGAGUGCUGUUCUUUUAAAAUUAUGUCAACCAUUCAUAUCCAAUACCAAUAAUAUGAAAUUAUUAAAAAUUGAUCCUACUUACUGUGCAGCUAAAGUACAAAAUAUUGAAGAAUCUAAAUUACGAGGAGUUCAUUUAAGAAAACUCGAUGAAAGUACUAUGUUGUUACCUACUAAUUCAGAAAACCCAGAUGACAAAAGACCUGUUUCUAAAGGUCAAUAUAAUUUUAUAACUGAAUGUUUUUUCAUGACACAAAAAUCUUUAGAAAUAGGAUUUGCUCAAAUACAAGAAAAAAUGACAAAUAUCAAUCAAGAUCUUGCAAGAAUGCAACAAACAUUUAUGGACACCCAACAGUCUGGGUCUGCUACCUCAGAAGUUAUGAAACUCAUAAAUGAUCGAAUGGAAGCUGAAAUGACAAAGUAUUUAUCUAUGAAAGCUGCUCUUUUAGAACCAUCAACUUUACAUCUACUUAGUCAAUUUCAAAAAGCAACUUGUGUUUGGCUUGUUCAAGUUGUGUGUGAUAUUGACAAAGAUUUCAAUUUAGAUACUUUGCAGUCUUAUUGUCCAGAUAAAUUUAAUAUUCUCAAGUUUCCUAUGGCCAGUGUUACUUCUCCAACUUUAAAAUGUAUACCUGAGUUUGUACUUGAUAAUAUAUGGAGGUAUUUAAUGUUAGUCCGACGUUUUCAUUCACGUUCAUUAGAAGAACCUGGUUUUGAAUUAGUGAGUGAACUUUUAAAUGCUAUUUUAGUAUUUAUGAUGUCCAAUGAUCGUGUAAGAAAUCCACAUUUAAGAGCUCGUUUAGCCGAAUGUUUAGACUGUUUGUUACCUCAUCCUGAUGAAGAUAUUACAACUACAAAUUCAAUUGGAUCAUAUUAUAGACAAAUGCUGUUUUUAAAUCAUCCUCACCGUAAACAAAUUGUGCAUGCAUUAUUGGAUGUAUUUGUUGGUAUUGAAAUGACUGGACAAAGUGUUGAAUUUGAACAGAAAUUUAAUUAUCGUAGACCAAUGUACAUUGUAAUGGAUUAUUUGUGGAAAUUAGAUGAACAUAGAGAAGUUUUUAAAGAACUAGCAACUAGUGCAGAAAGCAAUAUGGAAGCUACAACACCACCAUUAUUCUUGAGAUUUAUUAAUUUGUUAAUGAAUGAUGCAGUUUUUUUGUUAGAUGAAGCAUUGACAAAUAUGGCUCAGUUGAAACAAUUGCAAACUGCUCUUGAUGCUGGAGAAUGGAAUAACUUAUCUCAAAGAGAAAGAAACCAAAACAUGGCACAUUUUCAACAUAUUGGCAUGAUAGCCAGGUUUGACAAUAUACUUGGAAGAGAGACUAUUAAUACUUUUAAAUACCUGACAUCAGAAAUAAAAUCUAUAUUUUGUCACUCAACAAUGGUUGAAAGAAUAGCAGCAAUGUUAAAUUAUUUUUUGUGUCAUUUAGUGGGUCCGAAAAAGAAAAAUUUUAAAGUAAAAGAUAUGAAAGAAUAUAAAUUUGAACCUGCUGAAAUAGUUUUGAAUAUUUGUACAAUAUAUUUACAUUUGGGAGAAAGUGACUAUGGAGAGGCAUUUUGUUUGGCUAUUUCAAAAGAUGGUCGUUCUUAUAAUUCAAACUUAUUUAAACAAGCUGAAGAUGUAUUAGUUAGGAUUGGUGGAUCAUCCCUUAUUCCUGGUAUGGCAAAUAUUGCAUCAAAAGUAUCUAAACAUGCUAUUCAACAGAGCAAUGAUGACGAGUUAUUACUCUCUGAAAUACCUGAAAACUUUUUAGAUCCUAUAAUGUCUACUAUUAUGACCGACCCUGUUACUUUACCAUCAAGCAAAGUAAAUGUAGAUAGGUCCACAAUACUAAGACAUUUUUUGAAUGAACAGACUGACCCGUUUACUCGAUCUCCUUUAACAAUGGAUAUGGUCAAAUCAAAUGUUGAAUUAAAAAAACAAAUUGAUGAAUGGAUUAAAGGGAAAAAAUCUACUUCUAAAUAAACAGUCGUUUCAUCUUUUUAAUUUAAAUAUAAAGAAUUUACAUUUCCUAUAAGAAAAUUCAUUAAUUGUUUUUUUUUUUUUUUUUUUUUGUUAUGGCUCAAAUGGUUUAUAAUUAAAUGUGUUUUAUGUAUUAAUUUUUUUAAAAACAA
Messenger RNA from Daktulosphaira vitifoliae (grape phylloxera), 3416 nucleotides. RefSeq names its product ubiquitin conjugation factor E4 A (gene Ube4A). The transcript has 14 exons. The record is from RefSeq and is a predicted model, not a curated record. NCBI's taxonomy places the organism in Eukaryota, Metazoa, Arthropoda, Insecta, Hemiptera, Phylloxeridae. Bases 160 to 3267 code for a protein of 1035 amino acids. Gene Ontology annotation, molecular function: ubiquitin-ubiquitin ligase activity. Gene Ontology annotation, cellular component: ubiquitin ligase complex; nucleus; cytoplasm. Gene Ontology annotation, biological process: protein polyubiquitination.